This is a messenger RNA of Actinia tenebrosa (Australian red waratah sea anemone), 1140 nucleotides long. RefSeq lists its product as uncharacterized. Lineage: Eukaryota; Metazoa; Cnidaria; Anthozoa; Actiniaria; Actiniidae. The record is from RefSeq and is a predicted model, not a curated record.
GCUGGUUUUUCAGAAAAGUGUGAAGCGUGGAGGGAAAGAAAUCUUGAGGAUGGUACAAUGGGAGAUGUGUUUGAAGGGAGAAUUUGGAAAGAGUUUCUUGAUUGAGAUGGCAAGCAAUACUUCUCAAAACUUGGAAAUUUGGCAUUAAUGCUCAAUGUGGACUGGUUCCAGCCAUACAAGCACACUAAUUAUAGUUGUGGGGUUAUAUAUCUAGUAGUGAUGAAUCUUCCUCGUGAAGAAAGAUUCAAAACUGAAAAUGUAAUACUGGUUGGCAUUAUCACAGGGCCCAAUGAGCCAAAAGGAAACAUAAACUCCUUUCUUCAGCCCUUGGUAAGCGAAUUGACAGAUUUAUGGGAUGGAGUGAUUUUAAAUGACCGCUGUAUCCCAGGCUGGGCUGUUAAAAUUAAAGUUGCACUACUAGCCAUUUGCUGUGAUGUUCCUGCUGCAAGAAAAUGUGAUGGUUUUGCUGGACACUCAGCUUUAAAAGGUAUCCAGCUGAUGCGCAAGUUUUUGAGAAACAAUGACUUGCAGCAAUCGGAUUGGCCAGAAGAGUUUGUAGGUUUUGGUGAUUGCUUGAUUCAUCUGAUGUUUUUUUUGUUGGAUAAGCAUCCAUUGUCCCUAAAGACCAUCUGCAGAAUAGAAAAGAAGAAGUUGUACGCUUUCCACCAAUCAAGAGAAUUGGCAUUGACAGUGAUAUUGCAGCCCAACUUUCUGAUGUAUACGAAAUAAUUUAUCCUGGCCAUGCUGUCUAUACUGUAAUCUCAAUUUCAGAAUCAUUUGUACUAGAGUGAAAUUAAAUCAUCGAGUGUUAAGAGCCUCAUUGACAACUGUCUUUACUUGUCAAAGUGACCGAUCGCCUAUGGCUUUUGCCAAUGACAACAUUUUAAAAAUUAUUGUGUGUAAACAUUAUCAAAUAAGAUCUAACAGUGUCGGUCCGAUAAAAUCGUUGUGUUUAAGAAGCAAACUGUUCUUAUGAAGUUUGUUAAUACAGUUUCUAAUAGAAUGUUUACAUGAUGACGUCUGUUGACCUCUACUACCAGACUCCCGUGCACACUCUAUUUUGCUCAGUUAUUAGCACCAAAAAUACAUUCUUACAAUUCUCAAGAGUGAAUACAAAUUUAAAUAAAUAGCUAAUUUCUA